ACAACAGCUCAAAACAAAACAGAGAAGCUAAUCUUUUAAAAUAUCCACUGUCACACUGUGUUGUUGUCAGUCGUUGGUAGACCGCGUGCUGCUAAUGCUAAUGUUAAUGUUGCUUUCUACUGUGUAACUGGUGUAUGUGUUACAGCAGCCGCAGAGCUUCACUGUAUAUCUCUACUUUGUGUCACCGUCUGCCGGAGGAGCCACAGCCGGGCCCGCUGCUGCUCUCAGGAUGGACAGUGAAAUUCAGAGAGAUGGGAGAGUCCUGGACCUCACUGAUGAUGCCUGGAGGGAAGACAAACUGCCGUAUGAAGAUGUUACCAUUCCUCUGAGUGAACUGCCUGAGGCUGAGCAGGACAACGGAGGAUCCACAGAGUCGGUAAAGGAGCAGGAGAUGAAGUGGACAGACCUCGCCCUGCAGAGCCUGCACGAAAACACACCGAGCACCGGGAGCUGAAAGACUCAUCUGCAAUCAGACUGUAGAACAAACAUGCACACACACACACACACGCACACUUCAGCCACAUUGGAUUGCGUCUUUUGAAAGGAUUUUUCACCACGUUCCAGCUGAGCGGAAAUGACAUAGAAAUGUAUUUUGAUAAUUGGUUUGAAUGUGAUUACUUUUGCAGCUUUGAAUAACAUUAAACGAGACUCCUUCCA
Messenger RNA from Scomber japonicus (chub mackerel), 657 nucleotides. It is a transcript of the gene anapc13, whose product is annotated as anaphase promoting complex subunit 13. Gene Ontology annotation, biological process: protein K11-linked ubiquitination. The record is from RefSeq and is a predicted model, not a curated record. The coding region runs from base 230 to 454 and encodes 74 amino acids. Lineage: Eukaryota; Metazoa; Chordata; Actinopteri; Scombriformes; Scombridae. The transcript is spliced from 2 exons. Gene Ontology annotation, cellular component: anaphase-promoting complex.